This is a messenger RNA of Rosa chinensis, 1036 nucleotides long. RefSeq lists its product as uncharacterized. The transcript is spliced from 4 exons. The coding region runs from base 101 to 826 and encodes 241 amino acids. NCBI's taxonomy places the organism in Eukaryota, Viridiplantae, Streptophyta, Magnoliopsida, Rosales, Rosaceae. The record is from RefSeq and is a predicted model, not a curated record.
UAAUUCUAAUUUCUUAGCCUUCCAUCUCCUUACUAAGUAUACGUUAUACAUUGAAUUCAUCUCCCCCAUGAAAACUCAGCACAUCAUUCACUCUACAUAAAUGGCAAAAAGAGAGUAUUUUUGGGGCAUUUACAAAUUCCGUAGCAUUCUUGGAGCAACUCUUCAUCGCAAUAGAGCAUCCUGCACUACCUACUUGUCUAAUGGUCGUCAAGGACAUGAGGUUUCUGCUCCGACAGCAGUAUCAAAUAUGUUUGGGCAUCGUGGUUAUUCGGCGAAUAAUCCCUUAGGCUUGCGGUUAUUUAGCAGCACCAACAACAAACCAUGGACAAAACUUGAGCAACCACUGCCUGCUACAACUUCUUCUAGGCGCACCAUCUCUAAUUGGGUCAGAUGGAUUUUGGGCUCCCUUUUGUCAAUUUUGAUUCCUGUUUGGACGCACAAGUACUGGGAAAAUCUGCAAAUGAUUGAAGUGGGAAACUAUGGAUGGAUGGGUGUAGGGGAGGCAGAGGUGGUGAUGGAAGAGGUUGACAAUGUAGCAAAAGUCGUCGAAAGAGUGGCAACUGUGGCUGAGAAGGUGUCAGCCGAUGUGGCUGAUAAACUUCCAACUAAUCAUACAAGACUAAAAGAAAUUGCUUUGCUGAUUGAACGAGUAUCCGAACUGGCUGCUCAAGAUGCUCAACUAACACAAGAUUUUAUUCACAAGGUGGAUUCACUGAAGCAAGACCUGGGAGACUUAAAGACACUGGUGGAGCCAGUUGUUGAUAAGAUAGAAAACUAUGAAUUUCAUGGAAACUACUCUCCAGUUUCUACAAAAGAACAAAAUUAAAGGAAACGGCGUAUAUGCAUGCUACUAUACUUACAAUUCCAUCUAUUGUAGUUGUACCAUGUCGACGUGCAUAGCAAUCUAAUAACAUGUGUCUUUAAAACUUUUGCAAGUCCGCUCUUUUCCAUUAACAACCCUUCACUUACCUACCCUUUCUCCUGAUCUCUCAAUCUUUCCGUUAUGGGCAGAAUAGAAUUUGUGUUUCUUGGUUAA